UAGUAACCGGAUAUCCUUAAUCUCAAUAAUAUGAGUUUAAAAAGAAUGGUGAUAUUUCUUCGAUAUGGAUACCUACUGUAAUUGGAUUUUGACUGAGGUGAGGUUGAGUUCCAACCACUAUCUUCCUCUUGUGCGACCUAUAUCCGUGCGACCUACAGAUUGGCCGAUUGCCUAGCCGUAAGCCGUACUCCGCCUCUCCGGCAGCCUACUCGCUGGCCCUCCGGCCUCCACCGUCCACCUCUCUUAUUGUUCUGUCCGACUUCCUUUGAUUUGAAUCUUGGGUCCGCCGCCACUGAAUCAUGACGACUCUUCUUGCGCAAGGGGCAUCGCUUUUCUCAGCACGGAUGAUCACUGUCCCACCUAAACCCAUCAAAGUCUCCUUGUUUUUACCGAAUCCAUCGAACCCAAGAACCCCAAAUUCGAGGAAUUUCAGUGCCAGAGUCACCCCAGGUGAAGAACCAUCCCCUUCCGCACACGAUAAAUUCCUGAAUAGGGACUAUAAAUGGGGUUUCAAUCAGGAGAUAGAUUCCUUCGCGCUGCCAAAAGGUCUAUCCGAGGAAACUGUUCGGUUUAUUUCUGCUAGGAAGAAUGAACCCGAUUGGAUGCUCGAUUUCAGAUUGAAGUCAUAUGAAAAAUUCAUGAACAUGAAAGAACCCAAAUGGUCUGCUAACAGGUACCCAGCGAUUGAUUUUCAGGAUUUAUGUUAUUACUCCGAGCCUAAAAAGAAACCAACCAUUAAUAGCUUAGAUGAGGCAGACCCAGACCUGAUUAGGUACUUUGAUAAGCUCGGCGUGCCUUUAAACGAAAGAAAUCGAUUGGCCAAUGUUGCAGUUGAUGCUGUUCUUGACAGUGUUUCGAUCGCAACUACUCAUAGAGAGACCCUAGCGAAAUCUGGAGUCAUUUUCUGCUCUAUAUCUGAGGCCAUCAGGGAAUACCCAGACUUGGUUAGGAAAUACUUAGGGCGAGUCGUCCCCCCUGAUGAUAACUUUUAUUCUGCAUUGAAUUCGGCUGUGUUUAGUGACGGGUCGUUUGUGUACAUUCCUAAGAAUACGAGGUGCCCUAUGCAAAUCUCAACGUAUUUUAGGAUAAAUGCCAUGGAAACCGGCCAGUUUGAGAGGACUCUGAUAAUUGCUGAAGAUUCCAGUUUUGUGGAGUACUUAGAAGGGUGUACAGCUCCACAGUAUGAUACUAAACAGUUACAUGCUGCUGUUGUGGAGUUGUACUGCCAUGAAAAUGCUGAGAUUAAGUACUCCACCGUGCAGAACUGGUACGCCGGGGACGAAAUGGGAAGGGGAGGAAUAUAUAACUUUGUUACAAAGAGGGGACUUUGUGCUGGCAAUAGGGCAAAGAUAUCGUGGACGCAAGUGGAGACGGGGUCCGCUAUCACGUGGAAGUACCCGAGUGUUGUUCUUGAGGGAGACGAAUCUAUUGGGGAGUUUUAUUCAGUCGCGCUCACGAAUCACCACCAGCAAGCUGAUACAGGAACCAAGAUGAUACAUAAGGGGAAGAACACGAGGAGUCGGAUCAUUUCCAAGGGUAUUUCUGCAGGGCAAUCUAGUAAUUCUUACAGGGGGCUUGUUCAAGUUAUGUCGAAUGCUGAUAAUGCAAAAAACUCGUCGCAGUGUGACUCUAUGCUUAUUGGGGACAAUGCUGCAGCCAACACUUACCCAUAUAUUCAGGCGAAAAAUCCCACUGCUCGGAUUGAGCACGAGGCCACAACAUCAAAAAUUGGGGAAGAUCAGCUGUUCUACUUCCAGCAGAGGGGAAUCGACUAUGAAAGGGCCAUGGUGGCCAUGAUUUCUGGGUUUUGCAGGGAUGUUUUCAAUGAGCUUCCCGAUGAAUUUGGUUCCGAAGUUAAAGAAUUGAUGAGCUUGAAACUUGAAUCUUCAGUUGGUUAGGCUCACGGAUGUGGCUCUGGAAGUUUGGGACAAUUGAUUCAGGUUUUCUUAUGGGAGUUUGUGAACUUGGCUUUAAUUUAUGGAGUAUUUGUUUUUGAGCCAUUGAAGGGUGGGUGACAAAAUCCACUCAUUUUGCUAUCUUCUUAUGAUAUCUGAGACAUUGUGUGGCUCUCUUUUGGAUGCAUGGUUGAAGAUGCUCUUAUAGUGUUAGUAUAGCAAGCACGGUUGAAAACGCUCUUAUAGUGUUAAUAUUUUUUCCUUAUAUAUCCAAUAAGAUGUGGUACUUUGAGUUGAACUUAUACUCUAAUUGUUUAUUACUUCCUCCGUUCCAUAAAACUUUUCGAAGACGAAAAAAGGCACUAUCUAAAA
Cuscuta campestris is the source of this 2267-nucleotide messenger RNA. NCBI's taxonomy places the organism in Eukaryota, Viridiplantae, Streptophyta, Magnoliopsida, Solanales, Convolvulaceae. The record is from the annotation of a GenBank genome assembly.